Chelmon rostratus (copperband butterflyfish) is the source of this 952-nucleotide messenger RNA. It is a transcript of the gene il10, whose product is annotated as interleukin 10. Gene Ontology annotation, biological process: immune response. Gene Ontology annotation, molecular function: cytokine activity. The record is from RefSeq and is a predicted model, not a curated record. Gene Ontology annotation, cellular component: extracellular region. Lineage: Eukaryota; Metazoa; Chordata; Actinopteri; Chaetodontiformes; Chaetodontidae. The transcript is spliced from 5 exons. Bases 126 to 689 code for a protein of 187 amino acids.
UCUACUCACCGAGGUGCUACCAAGAAGACUCCCCCUCUCAGACAUCAGGGAUCCUCUGCGUCCAUUCAGCCAGCAGCAUCUGCACUCCUGAGGCUCCACUCUCCUUCAGCAGCUCGUCCACCAGCAUGACUCCUCGGGCUCUCCUCCUGUCCGUCCUGGUCCUCCUGUCUGUCUUCUGCACUGUCUGCUGCAGCCCCGUGUGCAACAACCAGUGUUGCAGAUUCGUCGAGGACUUUCCCGCCCGGCUAAAGAAGCUCAAAAUAAACUAUUCACACAUCCGGGACUUCUAUGAAGCAAACGAUGACUUGGACACUGCGCUACUAAACCAGAGCGUCGAGGAGUCUUUCAAAACCCCGUUUGCCUGCCACGCCAUGAACAGCAUACUGCAGUUCUACCUGGACACGGUGCUGCCAACGGCCCUGGCCGGAGUGACGGAGGACACCCAGGACUUAAAGCCUCACAUGGAGUCCAUACAGCAGAUCUUCGACCAGCUCAACACUGAUGUCACCAGAUGUAGACAUUACUUCUCCUGCAAGGAUCAGUUCGACAUAACGACCCUAAACUCUACUUACACUCAGAUGGAGAGUAAAGGUCUGUUUAAGGCCAUGGGUGAGCUGGAUGUGCUGUUUAACUACAUUGAGUCGUAUCUGGCCUCUAAGCGGCACAGAAACCACGUGGCCACUGCUUGAAGACGUGCUGGCCCUCAUGAAAAUUUACCUCAGGGAAACAAAAAUAGUCACUGAACCCAUGCACUCUUAUGGAUUCAAUCUAUGAUUUUAAAGUGGUAAGAGUGUUGCCAGAUGUGUUUGAUAUUUUGUCCUAAGGACAAGUUUCCAGACCACAUGUGAAGCUGUAUUUAUUUUUUUUAUCAUGUGUAUAUAUAUAUAUUUAUUAAACAUUAACUAAGUCUUAGAUUAACUAUUAACUAGGUUUUUAUUGUUACAGAUAAAUA